Messenger RNA from Melopsittacus undulatus (budgerigar), 4781 nucleotides. RefSeq names its product ubiquitin associated protein 2 (gene UBAP2). The transcript has 30 exons. Gene Ontology annotation, cellular component: nucleus; cytoplasm. Gene Ontology annotation, molecular function: protein binding. The record is from RefSeq and is a predicted model, not a curated record. NCBI's taxonomy places the organism in Eukaryota, Metazoa, Chordata, Aves, Psittaciformes, Psittaculidae. Bases 79 to 3615 code for a protein of 1178 amino acids.
CAGGCGGAAGGGCCGGUGGAUGGGCGCGCGCUGAGCGAUUUUCUAUUUUGUACAUACAUUGUUUUGUAUAUACUGUAUAUGAUGACUUCGGUGGGCAGUGAACGUACCCGGGGCACUCGGGACAAAGUGCAAAUUUCAACCACACAGCCAACACAACCACAGAAACAAGUAGUACAGGCAACAGCAGAACAGAUUCGCCUUGCUCAGAUGAUCUACGAUAAGAACGAUGCAGAUUUUGAAGAUAAAGUGAAACAACUUAUGGAAGUGACGGGAAAAAACCAGGAUGAGUGCAUAGUGGCACUACAUGAUUGUAAUGGGGAUGUGAACAGAGCAAUCAACAUACUGUUGGAAGGAAGUUCAGACACGACUUCUUGGGAGACUGUAGGGGGAAAGAAGAAAAGCCUUGGAAAGGAAAGUUCAGAAAACAAAGAGAACAGAGAAAAACGAGGGGACAGAGAAGUGAGUCGUGGACGGGGAAGCUCCAACAGACGGGGAAGAGGAGGCAGCCGUGGCCGAGAGUUAAGAGCUGAAGAAAAUGGAGUGGACAACAAUCAAGGAGACAGACCUUCAGAUCGUGGGAAGCGUGGCCGUGGGAGAGGGUUUGGACGUGGCAGAGGGAGAGGAGCGGGGAGGUUUUCAGCCCAAGGCAUGGGGUCUGGUGCUCUGAAAGGACAUGAUACUGGUUUCUCAUCAGUCAGCCACCUGCUGAGAAACCAUCAGCUGAGAGGGUCUUAUCAUUGUGCAUAUGAACUAAAGCUUUAUAAGACUGGGAGGAGUAGGACAUUUAACCCUGCAGACUAUACGGAGUCUUCUGCCACUGAUGGCUUUGGGACAAAAUCAGAGAUUUGGCAGACUGGUCACAAUGAUGCAGAUGAUGGAACUGAGCCAACACAGAGAGGAUGUUACUUUGCUCAGGACCUGCCAAAUAAUUUUGGAUUCCAAGGAGCAUGGAAAAACUCAAUAGAAGAGUGGACAGCAGAAGAUUGGAAUGAAGAUCUUUCUGAAACAAAAGUCUUCACUGCUUCUUCUGUUCCAGUUGAGAAUCACAUGACUCCUGGGCAGAGCAUUGAUUUGAUAACACUCCUUCAAAAGCCUGUGACCUCUUCUACCCAAGAUAUGGAAGGGAACUCAUUUGAGAGUCCACAGCAGCAGACCUUUGGCCAAGCCCUGGUCUUCACAAACUCUCAGCACAGCACCCAGAUGGCAUCAGGAACUGGCAGCUCCAGUGCUGUAAACUCUUAUUCUCCUCAAAGUCUGUCUGCAGUUCUUUGUUCUGGAUUUGGAGAGCUUGGAUCCUCUAAAUUGGCAAACUCUACUGGGUCACAAAUCUUAGACCAGUUGAAAUCUCCGGGAUUGGGUCAGUUUACCUCUCAACAAAACAAUAGUAGCUCUACUGCCACUACCACAACUGCCACAUCAUCCUGGGAUUUAAAACCGCCCAUUAGUCAGUCCUCAGUCCUUAAUCAGUUUGACUUUAAAUCCCAGCCUGAACCAUCUCCAGUUCUGAGCCAGCUCACUCAGCGACAGCAACAACAAACACAGGCAGUUCCUGUUCCUCCUCCUGGGCUGGAGUCGUCCUCCUCCCAGAUAAAACUCCGAGAGCCAUCGCCUGUAAACACCUCUACAGCUGUUAGCAAAAUCUUACAGCUUCCUACUCUUUCUAUGGAUAACCAGGCAGUAACUACCCAUCAAACCCACCAGAAACAGAUAAAACCACCAAAACGGAGGAUGACUCCAGCAUCCAGGAUUCCUGCCUCUGCAGUUGAGAUGCCUGGAUCAGCGGAUGUGACAGGGUUAAAUGUACAGUUUGGAGCUUUGGAGUUUGGAUCAGAGCCUGCACUCCCAGAGUUUGGAUCAACUUCAAGCAGUGAGAAUAACAGCCAGGCAACCAACAAUAGCUUGUAUUCAAAAUCAUUAAAUGAUCCUUUGAAUACCUCUUUGCCAAUAUCCAAUACAGUACAGGAGUCCACCUACACAACCUCCGCCAUCACCUCUUCCAGUCUGACCUGCUCAUCCCAGAGCACUACCCCAGUAACAACUUCCUCCUAUGACCAGACUUCUGUGCAUAGUAGGAUAGCGUACCAAAGCUCCAUGGCUCCGUCUGAAUCAACCCCAGUUGCAGUUACGAACGGACACAAUGGUGUUAGAACACAGGCAACUCUUGACACUACUUCAUCAGUUCCAGCGCCUAAGACAGAGCCUCCUCCCUCACUACCUUCUGCUGGUUCUCUGCCUAGUGUGGUAUCCACCACUGCCUCGCUUUUGCCUUCAGCAUCGCAGCACGUGGCAGCAUUGCCCAGCUUGCCCCAGUCUGGUGAUUUGGCCAGCUGCUCACUUUCCCAGUUAAGCAGCUCCCUUUCCAAUCAUCAGAGCAGCCUCUCCCCUGCCUCAGUGUUGUCUUCAGGCGCAUCACACGUGCACACUAGUGUUGAGAACACAAGUUCGCUCCAGCCUUCAACAACUUUUUCAACUGUUUCAACCUCAGCCACUAGCACCACCUCUUCAGUUGUCAGCAUGGCAAGCAGUAUGAACACUACAAACAGCCUUGGCCUGAGCGUUUCCAGUGUGUCCAUACCAACUGCUACCACACGGGCAGCUCCCUUAGUGUCUUCAGGCAAAGCUCCCCCAAACCUGCCCCAAGGUGUACCACCCUUGUUGCAUAACCAGUAUAUUGUGGGACCUGGAGGACUUCUGCCUGCCUACCCACAGAUUUAUGGUUAUGAUGAUCUCCAGAUGCUUCAAUCCAGGCUGCCAAUGGAUUACUACGGAAUUACAUUCCCUGCUCCAGCAACCUUGACAGGCAGAGAUGGGAGCCUUGCUAACAAUCCAUACUCAGGUGAUGUAACAAAGUUUGGCCGUGGGGAUUCUGCCUCCCCUGCUCCGGCGACCACGCUUGCCCAGCCGCAGCAGAACCAGACACAGACUCACCACACGACUCAGCAGCCCUUCCUGAACCCAACCCUGCCCCCAGGGUACAGCUACACUGGGUUACCUUAUUAUGCUGGUGUGCCCGGUGUACCGAGUGCAUUCCAGUAUGGCCCAACCAUGUUUGUACCUCCAGCAUCUGCAAAACAGCAUGGAGUCAACCUGAACACCGCGUCGACUCCUUUCCAGCAAGCGAGUGGCUAUGGGCAGCAUGGCUAUGGGGCAGGCUAUGAUGACUUAACGCAGGGAACGGCAGCUGGAGAUUACAGCAAAGGAGGCUACAGUGGGUCAUCUCAAGCACAAAACAAAUCUGCUGGCACUGGACCUGGGAAAGGUGUUUCAGUGACCUCAAGUAACACAGGUGUGCCUGAUAUCAGUGGCUCAGUCUAUAACAAGACUCAGACAUUUGACAAGCAGGGAUUCCAUGCUGGCACACCGCCUCCUUUUAGCCUGCCCUCUGCUCUUGGAUCGACUGGGCCCCUGAACCCUGGUGCUGCCCCGGGUUAUGCUCCAGCCCCGUUUCUCCAUAUCCUCCCUGCACAUCAGCAGCCUCAUUCCCAGUUGCUGCAUCACCAUCUUCAGCAAGAUGGGCAGGGUGGAUCUGGACAACGCAACCAACCCAGCACCAUGCAGCAAAAGUCUCAGGCUACCAAAACCGCCUAUGGCACUUCUCCGUACUGGACAAACUAAAUCCAACACCGGGAGGAGGGAGAGAGUGGAAGGAGAGGAGGAGAAAAAAAAUGAAAGAAAAGAUUAAAAGGAAAUGAAAGAAAAUGAAAGAAAAGAUUAAAAAGGAAAUAAACCGAAGCCCAUUCCUGGAAUUAUUAGGAGAAAUAACUGCUCAGCCAAACGUCUGUGCGGGGAGAACUGCAGCCAUCCACCCAUCCAUCCUCUGUGUGACUCGCCUGCUUCCUCUUUGAGUUGCUGUUGUAUGUAAUGUAUUUAUGUAUGUAUUUGUAAAUGUAAUAGAGCCUAAAUGUGGGUUUUCUGCAUCUUGCAGCCGUUUUUUUUUUCUUUGUAGGAAAAAUAAUUAUUCAUUUCCCAUCUGUACCAGCACAUCCUUUCUUGUUCUUUCUUUAAGCUCUAUGGACUUUAUAAACUCUGUCAAAGAUGAACUGUACCUUUUUUUGUUUGUUUUGGGGUUUUUUGGGUUUUUUGUUGUUUUUUGGGUUUUUUUGUUUUUUUUUUUAUCUGGAGCCCAUUUAUUUAAUGCAGUUCUAAAUUCAGGCAAAUAAGGAGCCUGCUCCUUUCCACCAAAACAAAUCAAGAUGUGUCCUGUUGCUCUUAUUUCUCCCUUCAGCCCCCAAUACAGCUGUCAUUUAAAUGGGGUGAGAGGGGUGGGGAGAAAGAACAGAAAAACCAUGUUUUAGGGGCUUUCCCCUUUCUGUUAUCUCUCCCUCCCUCCUGCUGUGGGAGAUGAAGCCUUGUGGGCAGUUUGGUCACUGUGGCCUGAGCUGCAGCCUCAUAUUAUUACUUUAAUUUUUUCUAACAAUAAAAAUAAAAGAGGUUUCCCUUUUUGGUUGGUUUUAGGGUUUGGUUUGGUUGGUUUCUUAGUUCUGUUUCUCCAACAAGAGACUGUGGAUGGCUCAGUGUGUCCUGGAACCUCCUUUGCAUCAUUACAGGCAAAAACUGGGUAGAGGUUUAUUAAAGUAUAAGCUCUGCCUUGUACCUCUUUUUGCCCUGAGCCACCCUGCCCAGGAAAGGCAGAGCUACUGGAUGGAAACUUCACCUAUCCCUCCCACUUUUAUAACACAGAGACCCUUAUGGAGGCAACUCCUGGUCCUUAUCCUGCACCAAUGCGGUGAAUGUUUCAUUUCUUUCUAUCCCUUCCUCCACCUAAUAAAGGUCUGAGCAUA